CAGCCGUUACACAACGACGUCUGCACGCAAUGCCCCAUCUAAACGUCCACUUCUGUCUGUUUGGGCCUCACAGCGUGUUACUAAAUCAGUCUCCUUCUUAAUCCUUGAACUUGACAACUUGUUCAGUCCUAGUUAGAUGGACAAGAAGUGAACAAGAAAUCUUGUCGACGUACCUCCAGAGAAACAGACCACCACGGAGGAGAGGGCGUGGUGGAAAAGAGGAACCGUCGAGCAGGGGUAAAUGUUCCACCGACCACAGCGAUGGCAGCACCCCUCCUCAGAUUUGGGCGCCUGAGUGAGCAGGUAAACUUACAAACAGGGCUGGGAGGAGUAUUUUCAAAAAGUAGUGAUGGAUGAAUAUUGAAUACAGUGUCCAAAAUGUAUUCAAUGAUGUAUUCAGUUACAGUACAUAAAAAAACGAAUGUAUUUAGAGUACAUAUUGACAUGGCACAUGGGGAAAAACUGCUGUUUUUAUUAUUUUUUAUUUAAUCCACUGUUCCUCGCUCUUACUGGUUAGCAGUUUUCUACAUGUAAUUCUUUUGUUAGUAUAUUUAAUGAAAAAUUCACUUAUUUAAAUGAACAAAAUUCUUAGCAAUUAUUCAGUUCAGUAAUGCUGAGAUUAAUAACUGGCUCAGAUUUAUCGGUCUACUCAGGCUUUAGCAAGAAUUCCAGUGUCUGAACAGAAGCUGUUUUUUUUUACACACCAUGAUUUUAAAAUAGUUAAACAAAAGGCAGAAAAAGUAUUAAAAGUAUUUCAGAAGUAUCCUCCUAAAAGUGUUAAAAGUAACUGUAUUCGUAACACUGCUUUCAUUAAAUGUAACUUGGACUGAAUACAGAUACUUUUUGUGUAUUCUGGAUAUGUAUUCCCAAUACUUGUAUUCCGUUACAUCCCAACCCUGUUGACAAACACUUUCAUUCAUAAAAUAAUGUUACUGUGACAUUAAACUUUAGCCUUUUUUGGAAAUGAAACCAAACUAUUCAUCACAGGAAAGCAUACAAACAGAUAUGGUCUGGUGCUUUUCUCCUCCCCUUCAUUAAGUUAAUUUACUUGACACUGUCUCUGAGGUCCUGUCCCAAAUCUCACCAUAAGCCCUCCAAGUCAGCACUUUUGUGACAUUAACAACAUGUGGUCAUAGGCCUGUGUGGGGAAAAUCUUUAACUGUGAUUUUCUGACCUAUAUUGAGAUAUAGAUAUAGAUUAUAAAUUAAGUUUGCAGUCCUUUUUUCGAAAAGACAUUUAGCACAUUCUUUUUUUCAGAUUUGAGACUUAAAUGCUGAGGGAAGUGUGCCACACUGCCAGCUUGCAACAUCUGCGUUCUUAUGUUAAUUUCCCCAAUUACAAAAGUUGUUAAGACAACGUUGAAUAAAGAAGGAUAGAAUUAAUUUGUAGGUCUUGCGAUUUGAAAAUUGCACUGCGAUUUUGAUAUAAAAACGAUUAAUUGUUUAGCCUUGUGUGGACCUAUAGUUCAGGAGCAGUGUUGUGCAAGCAGCUUAACAAUGCAGCAGGCUAACUAUGUUCGUAUUAGGAUGCGACAAGUCGCUAAUGUCGCCUAAAGUUUAUGUCUUGUGGGGGAGUUUGAGGCUCUCUUGCCACGUGUGGGCAUGUACACUGUACAGCUUCUGACAAAAAAAACAUAGAAAAUGUACUUUAUUUGUGUUCCUAUUUUGUUUAAAAUAUGAUUGCAGUUUACAAGUUUGUAAGUUUCUCUUCCAUUUUUUGCACAGUACUAUUGGGAGUAGGAAAGAAAUGGCAGGAGAAACUAACAGAAACUGUAGAGUUAUAAUUUAUAUGCUAUAAAUCAUUUGCAUAAAGCUGAGAAAAUCUCAACUUGAUUUGUCGCUUGUUCCCCUGCUGCCAUGUUGCUUGCUGCUUGUCACUAAAUUGCAGCUGUACGUCACCCACUUCCAUAGGAAAUGACUGCUCAUCUGCCGCUCUGUUGCCUGUUUUCUUGCUCUAGCUAACUAUCCAGCACUCUUUGAGUUAUACGAACGGUCAGUAACGUAUGGUAAUGUGAAUGUAAGGUUAGUUACACUAUUUAAAAAACACAGGGGCACAAGAUAAAUAGUUUAACAUAUUUGGUCAUUUGGUCUUAAGGACCGAUUCUGGGUAAUGUUUCUCGCACGCACAUGCAGAUGAGGAUCACAACACUCCAGGUGCCACCAGUUGGGACACCUCCAGCAUUGUACCACACGAGCGUGUCCAUGAAGAACAACAGAAAAGUCAGAGAAAGAAGGAGUGCAUGGCAUCCCAUUUGGACAAGGCAGUGGUGUCCCAUUUUGAGCGCCUGCGUAUGGAAAACUCAUUUGGCAUUUUAAGAGGAACGCGAAAUGUAGUGAACUUCAAUACCAAAGCUGGAAAUCCCAAGAAACCAAUCAGAUAUACAAGUAUAAAGAAGGCAAAGCCCAAAACAAUAAUCGAUAUUGGCAAACUAUUACUGCAAAGGGCCAAUGACGCUAAAGUGAAUAAACAGUCAGUAAUUGCAGAAGCUGCUUUGAAAGCAGCCACACAGACAGCCAAGCCUGCUGCAUUAAAACAGUCUGCUGCUUUGAGUGAUUCUGUGGCUGCAGAUGCUUCUAUGCAAAAAGCUCCAACUGCUCCAAGUUCUUCAGAUGCUGAAUCAGUGACUCCUGUUGCUGCAGGAUUUGUGGAUGCAACAUCUAGGAUUUCAGAUGCUAUAAAACCACCAGUCCUGUCUAGCGCUUCUGUCAAAGAUUCAAAUAAAACUACCAAAUCUGUAGAACAAGGGACUUUUCCUGAAAAUGUAGAUCAAGGGACAGUGCCAGAACCUACCGCCACCAAGAAAAUCCCUCCUGAAGCAUCUGGCUCUUUAGGAUUGUCUCCACCAUUUGGCACAUCAUUCGAAGCUUCCGGAGGAGAAAUGGCAGAAAGUCCACAAAAAACUGCCCACAAAAAUGCAAGUACCUUUACAGCACCACCUGAAGCUGUUUCUGAUGCUGCCCCCAUAGAUGUUACAUACUCUGAGGAAGUUGAUCCAGUCAGUGGUUUCACUGACAUAGAGAUCGCAUCGAAAGAGCCUUCAGUUGGGGUCCUUUCAACCACAGGCACAGUGACUGCUGAAAUUGUUGACUCUCAGUCUGUCGGUGCUGUGGACAUCCCGGCCGUCCCUGAGGUGUUUAUUCCAGAAAUUUCUCCUGCAGGAUAUAGUUCUACCAAAGCCACUCCAACUGCUGAAGAUGUAGAAAUCAUUCAUGCCCUGGAUGAUGCAACAUCCCCACCAUCACUUUCUUCUAAAGAUGUCCCAUCAAGAGUAGAAGUUACCCAAACACAGAUGCAAGAUGUUAGACCACUGACUUCUGAGACUCCUACUGAUGUUGCCUGCUAUGCAUCUUCCUCAAAGAUCAUUUCUGAAGAACUUGCUCAUGAAAGUGCUCCGGGGGCAAAGGUUUCAUCUCAUGCUGUUCUAGAGCUUCCAGUGACAGAACUUGGGGUUUCACCUGUGGUUCCAUAUAAAGACACUGCCAUUCAAGAAGACGUUGACUGUGCAAAAGCAGUGACCACUAACUCCAUUUCAGUGGUCACACCUGUAGGAAGGGCACAUCGGCAUACAACUGCCAAAAUCCCUGGGGGUUCCUCAAGUCAGGCUGAAGAGAUAGUUGCCAUGACAGAAAAGGUUCUGGACUUCACACCAGAGAUGGUUUUUGAAGCUUCAGUGGCCCAGAGCCCUGAACCAUUGAAUGGAGAAUUCGCAGAAGAUGGACUAAAGACAGAAGGAGAGGAGGCAGUCAAGGAGUCUUCAGAGGCACAACUGGACCCAAUAAAGAGACUGUUCCUAGAUAAGAUUCGUGAAUACUCCACCAAGAGCAAGGCCUGCAGUGGGCUGGUUGAUGCCGGCCCAGAGUAUGAGAAAGCCUUUUCAGAGGAACUGACUAAGCUUCAAAGACUUUAUGGUAAUGGGGACCUCACGGCUUUCCCAGAGUUUAAGUUCCCAGAGCCUGUGUUGGAUGAAAUCAGCUCCAAAUAAAUAACAGCUGCUCACAGCUUUCCAAAGAAGUGUGACUUUUAUUGUAUUACCAAAUAACAUUGUAAGGUGCAGUGAAUGUUUAUCCAUUAUGUUUAUAUAUUUUUGUAAUUAAUUAUGAGAAACAAUUCUGAUUAUCUUGAUGUAGCACUUUAAUUGGCCAGAUAACUGAUGACAAACCAUGAAAUAAAUCUCAAGGGAACACUGUGCAAAAAAAGGAAAAUAAAGUAAUUUAUAGAAAUGAA
Colossoma macropomum (tambaqui) is the source of this 4224-nucleotide messenger RNA. RefSeq names its product flocculation protein FLO11. The transcript has 7 exons. The record is from RefSeq and is a predicted model, not a curated record. Gene Ontology annotation, biological process: proton motive force-driven ATP synthesis. Gene Ontology annotation, molecular function: proton transmembrane transporter activity. Lineage: Eukaryota; Metazoa; Chordata; Actinopteri; Characiformes; Serrasalmidae. The coding region runs from base 2240 to 3982 and encodes 580 amino acids.